Molecule: messenger RNA, 2329 nt
Organism: Apis dorsata (giant honeybee)
Lineage: Eukaryota; Metazoa; Arthropoda; Insecta; Hymenoptera; Apidae
Gene: retm
Product: protein real-time
Exons: 17
Coding region: 148-2211 (687 amino acids)
Cellular component (GO): cytoplasm
Source: RefSeq, a predicted model, not a curated record
UCAUAUUGAAAUAUUUUUUAAUAAUUAUUAAGUGAAAAAACAUUAAUAUUAAAUAAAAUAAAAAAAGGUUAAAAAUUGGCUUAUUAUAACCUAUAAAAUUUAUUUUUUCUCGUUUUUGUUAGCAGUCAAUUUAUAAGAAGACGUGAUAUGGUUCAACAAUAUCAAUCGCCUGUUCGGGUGUAUAAGCAUCCUUUUCCACUCGUGAUGAUGGCAUAUGAGCGCAGAUUUCCUACUUGUCCGCAAAUUCCUGUUUUUGUUGGUUGUGAAAUAGUGUCUGAUGAAGAAAGUAAAAAUGGUUCUAUUAGAAUAACGGAACGGCGAUGUAAAUUAAACGUUGAAGCUCCAUAUAUUUUAAAAAAAAUCAUUGGUGUAGAUUUUGUCUAUUUUAUUCAAAAAAAUAUUUUAGACAGACGAAAUAGUAUUCUAGAAAUAGAAGCAUAUAAUGAAAGUUUUUCAUCCAGAGUAACGGUUAUUGAAAAGUGCAGGUAUUUUGUUCAUCCUGAGAAUUCAGAAUGGACAUGUUUUGAACAAACUGCAAGUUUAGAUAUUAAAAAUUUUUUUGGAUUUGAAAACUCAAUGGAAAAAUUAGCAAUGAAACAAUAUGCUCAAAAUAUUGCCAAGGGUAAAGAGAUAAUUGAAUAUUUUAUAAAUCAAUUGAAGGAGGAAGGUAUUAUAUAUGUAGCUCCAUGGAAGGAUCCAAAUGAGAUGUCUGAAAAGAAUGAAGGAAAUAUUGUAAAAAAUCAAGAAUCUCUUAAUCAAGAAGAAACUUACUCUUAUACAGACAAUAAAUUACAGAAUAGAGAAAUGCAGUUAUCUUCAGAUUACAUAGAAAGAUAUUUAGGAAAACUUGAUAUGAUGCAAGAAAGCAAACUUAUUCAAUUACGACAAAGUAUAAAAGAAUUGCGAGGAAGUUCUGUACCGGGAGAUGCAACACUUUUGAGAUUUUUAAGAGCAACUGAAUUUUCAGUUGAAAAAGCAAAGGAAAUGUUAACACAGACAUUACAUUGGAGAAAAAAACACCAAAUAGAUAAACUACUUGAAGAAUACGAAGUACCACAAGUUGUAAAAGAUUAUUUUCCUGGUGGCUGGCAUUAUUUUGAUAAAGAUGGCCAACCUUUAUAUAUCUUAAGAAUGGGGCAAAUGGAUGUAAAAGGAUUAUUGAAAUCUAUUGGAGAAGAUGAUUUAUUGAUGCUGGUAUUACAUAUUUGUGAAGAAGGAUUAGUUCUAAUGGAAGAAGCAACUGCUGUUUCUGGUCAUCCAGUUUCUCAAUGGUGUUUACUUAUAGAUCUUGAAGGUCUAAAUAUGCGCCAUUUAUGGAGACCUGGUAUAAAGGCUUUAUUACGCAUUAUUGAAAUCGUUGAAAUAAAUUAUCCAGAAACAAUGGGAAGAGUUUUAAUUAUGCGAGCACCUAGAUGUUUUCCUAUAUUAUGGACGCUGAUAAGCACGUUUAUAAAUGAAAAUACAAGAAAAAAGUUUAUAUUUUACUGUGGCACCAAUUAUCAAGAACAAGGUCCAGGCAAUUUAAGUGAUUAUAUUGAUCCUGAAUUUAUGCCAGAUUUUCUUGGAGGAUCGUCUGAGGACAAUGUGUGCGAGAUAUAUGGUAUGGUACCUCGAAGAUAUUAUAUAUUCAACGCAACUGCUAAUAACACUUACAUCACCGAAGGAGGAAUUGUUCCGAAACAUCUAUAUAAAAUGGAAUUAGAACCUACAUCUACUCAAGAAGAACAUAAUCUGUAUCAUUCGAUUAGUUUAAGUCGUGGACAAAUUCAUCGUAUAAUAAUUCGUUCAAAUGAUCCAGGAUCAGUUUUAACAUGGGAUUUUGAUGUAAUGCGCCAUAAUAUCAUAUUUACCGUACUUUAUCAAGGUCAUGAUACAAUUAAUUCUUCUUUAGAAACUGUUAUAGAUGAAGAUGCAGAACUAUUAGAAACAAAAGAAAUCAAAGGUCAUUUUAUUAAAGUUGAACCUAGUAUUAUUUGUCAUGAUGGUGAAAGUAUUCAAGGUUCUCACAUAAUGCAAGAAGCAGGUAUAUAUAUAUUACAAUGGCAUAAUCAAGAUGAUCCAGGAGAAUUUCUUCCAUCCAUUAGUAGCCAUAAAGCACAACUUAUGUAUUUCUAUGAAACAUUAUCUUCAACUCAUUAUAGGGGUUCCAUGAUGAGUUUGCAAUCUGCUAUAAGUACUAAAUCAGAAGCAACUUCAUUCUUGUCCAGAUGACGUGUAAAAGAUAUUUCAUAGAGAAUUUAUCAAUGUUUAAAAUUCUAAAAUAUUGAGAAUAGUGAUUUAAUUUUAAUAAAUUUAUUAAUUUGUUUUUGAAUUUCUUCCAUUAUAAUAA